AUGAUACCGCCACCAUCAGGGUUUGUUAAGGUCAAUUUUGAUGACUCUUUUAUCCCGGAGCUGAAAAAUGGAUCUUACGGAUAUGUAAUCCGUGCCGAUGAUGGGGAGUUCCUAGCUGCUGGUGCGGGAAAGUUGAAUCACCUCCGAAGUGCCCUUCAUGGCGAAGCUGAGGCAUGUAUUGCUGCUAUGGAAGGUGCAUCGAAUCUGGGUAUGUUCAGAGUACUUUUUGAGUCUGAUUCCACCACAUUGAUCGAAGCCAUCAACAAUGGAAACUAUGAUCUUGCAGAUACUGGUGUCCUGAUGCGUGAGGCGCGGAGUUUGAAGUUUCUGCACUUUGACAAUGCAGAGUUUACAUACUAUCGCCGUGGUUGUAAUAAUGUAGCCCAUACUCUGGCUCAGGUUGGCUACCAGGGCAGUGCUUCCUCAUCCAGCUGGGUGGACACUGCUCCUGUUUGUGUAAUUGAAUUGCUUGCCAGCGAUCUUGCUGUGCAACUUGUUUAG
Lolium perenne is the source of this 501-nucleotide messenger RNA. RefSeq lists its product as uncharacterized. Gene Ontology annotation, molecular function: RNA-DNA hybrid ribonuclease activity; nucleic acid binding. NCBI's taxonomy places the organism in Eukaryota, Viridiplantae, Streptophyta, Magnoliopsida, Poales, Poaceae. The record is from RefSeq and is a predicted model, not a curated record.